GCGUCAUCUGUGCGCGCGCGGCGCUCUCUGCGUGUCGGUGUCGCGGGUGUCGGAGCGGAGCGGGGCGGCAGCGGGAGCCGCGGGCGCUGGGCCACCGGGCCGCCGCCUUCCCCGCCUCUGCUGACCGCGGCGGUCCUGCUUCCCGCGGGCCGCAGCCGCCAUGAGCCAGUUCAAUUUCGGGUCGGGAGCGGCGGGAGGCGGCUUCACUUUCGGCACGCCGAAGGCGGCUGCCACGACGGCCACGAGCGGCUUCUCCUUCUCCACGCCUGUCGCCUCCGGGGGCUUCAGCUUCGGGAGCGCGGCUCAGACGCCUGCCGGUAGCAGCCAGCCCGCCGGCCUCUUCUCAUUCAGCACUCCGAGCAGUGCCGCGCAGCCGGCGAGCUUCAGCUUCGGGACCCAGGCCACGGCCGCGGCGGCGCCGGCAGCGAACGCGUUCUCGCUGGGGGCAAAUGCACCAAAAUUAAACUUCGGAGGCAGCACUCAAACUCAAGCUCCUGGAAUCACAGGGGGGUUUGGGUUUGGCACCUCCGUACCAACCAGUGUGCCCUCAAGUCAGGCAGCAGCCCCUUCUGGCUUUGUGUUUGGAUCUGCUGGCACCACCACCACCACUGCCACCACCACCACCACGCAGUCUGGGACAACUGGAGGGUUCACUUUUUCUGGUGGAACCACAACUCAGGCUGGAACAACCAUCUUCAAUGUUGGCACUGCAGGCCUGCAAGCAGCACCCACAGGGUUGACCUUUGCAGCAGCACCUGCAGCUGCUGCCACCACUGCUGCCACCUUAGGAGCUGCAACCCAGUCAACAACCCCCUUCAGCCUUGGGGGGCAGCCUGCAGCAGCCACUGGUGUACCCACGGCAACUCCGACCACCAGUACCAGCCAGGGACCUGCUCUGUCCUUUGGUACCAAGCUUGGAGUAACAUCCACAGCUGCUACAACUGCUGCCACAACCACAACUUCCAUUCUUGGUUCCACGGGACCUCCCCUGCUUUCAGCUAUAGUGAGUUCUUCAGCAUCAACACCAUCCACCACCACGGGCCUCUCACUUGGUGCCCCUUCCACUGGGACAGCCAGUCUUGGAACUCUUGGGUUUGGAUUAAAAGUUCCUGGAACAACUGCUGCUGCCACAAGCACUGCCACAAGCACAACUUUGACCUCUGGCUUUGCUUUGAAUCUUAAGCCAUUAACUACGACUGGUGCCAUUGGAGCUGGGACUUCUACAGCUACUGUAACUACAACCACCACCACCACCCCUCCAGUGAUGACUUAUGCCCAGCUGGAGAGCUUGAUAAACAAGUGGAGUCUGGAACUGGAAGACCAAGAGAAGCACUUUCUCCAUCAAGCUACACAAGUUAAUGCCUGGGAUCAGACACUGAUAGAGAAUGGAGAGAAGAUUACUUCAUUACACAGAGAAGUAGAGAAAGUGAAGCUUGAUCAGAAGAGACUGGAUCAGGAACUAGACUUCAUUCUGUCACAGCAGAAAGAGCUUGAAGAUUUGUUGACUCCUCUGGAGGAGUCUGUGAAAGAACAGAGUGGGACUAUCUACUUACAGCAUGCAGAUGAAGAACGGGAGAGGACCUAUAAACUGGCUGAAAACAUUGAUGCUCAGUUGAAGCGUAUGGCACAGGAUCUGAAGGACAUCACUGAGCACUUGAACACAUCAAGAGGCCCAGCAGACACAAGUGACCCGCUUCAGCAAAUCUGUAAAAUUUUGAAUGCACACAUGGAUUCAUUGCAGUGGAUUGACCAAAACUCAGCUGUGCUGCAGAGAAAGGUAGAAGAGGUGACCAAAGUUUGUGAGAGCCGCCGCAAGGAGCAAGAGCGCAGCUUUCGGAUCACAUUUGAUUGAGGGACUCCCAAGUUAGAAGGAUUAACCUGAAAUCUCCACAGUAAUUAGAGGUUCUUGGGGAUCUAGGUCUCAAAUAACAAUCGGAGUUUGUUUCUUUUCUUGCAAUAAAAUCUGCUGUUUGUUCCAAAGCCA
Messenger RNA from Calypte anna (Anna's hummingbird), 1984 nucleotides. It is a transcript of the gene NUP62CL, whose product is annotated as nucleoporin 62 C-terminal like. Gene Ontology annotation, biological process: protein import into nucleus; RNA export from nucleus. The transcript is spliced from 12 exons. The record is from RefSeq and is a predicted model, not a curated record. Gene Ontology annotation, molecular function: structural constituent of nuclear pore; phospholipid binding. Lineage: Eukaryota; Metazoa; Chordata; Aves; Apodiformes; Trochilidae. Gene Ontology annotation, cellular component: nuclear pore central transport channel; nuclear pore. The coding region runs from base 161 to 1852 and encodes 563 amino acids.